Molecule: messenger RNA, 1719 nt
Organism: Cyphellophora europaea CBS 101466
Lineage: Eukaryota; Fungi; Ascomycota; Eurotiomycetes; Chaetothyriales; Cyphellophoraceae
Exons: 2
Coding region: 1-1719 (572 amino acids)
Source: RefSeq, a predicted model, not a curated record
AUGCACUCGAGUGAGCACCGUCUGCCGCUGGCAAUUGAGAAGCGACUCAGCAACGAUCUCGCCUAUAUAGCAGCCGCGCAGGAAGGUGUACAUAGCGUCACCGCGGCGUGUAUCGAGGAAAACAACGGUGGCGACGAUAUUGGCACCGAGAUGACGCUGACAUUACGCCUUGCGGCGAAUGGAGGUAUUCCCGAGACCGUGCGAAGCGCGUUGGAGGAAAUCUGGCGCACUGCCCAGACCGGCGCAGGGCCAGGCGGUAGGUCCAAGGCCGUUCGGGACUCGAUAUUCGCAAAGAUUGUCUGCUUGAAUGGCGCGCGGAUUCUACAGCGCAUAAGAAAUGCGCUCGGCUAUCCCCCGGGAUUCAUUUCUGGGCGGCCUGGGUUCUUGACAGCUUCAACAGACAGGCUGAAGCGGUGUAUUCAGUCAAUCCGGCAGUGGAGACAUCUGACAGCGUUCGGUCGCUCCUUUGCAGCGGAGCUAGAGGAGUUGGAGCAGAAAUUCUGUGCUAUUUGUGCCAAUUGGACUCCUGAAGAUGUAGCUCUGAGUCCAGAUGAUGCAGUUGUCAAGAGAUUGGAGGUUGUCUCGAAGCAGGCGUUCCAGCUGACCACAACAGGACAGAAUGGCGGUGGCAUCCUUUUCAGCGAAGUCCUCGAGCAAGCGGGUCUCGAUGUGAGGUUCUGGCUCGAGAACAAAUCCCUUGUGGAGGUCGACAAAAUUGGGGCCUACCGUCGCGUGGCGAAGACGCUUGUACAGGUGUACAGGGAGAUAUUGAACACCUUGGCGAUGUCAAAUGUGGAACUAAAAAUCACCACAUUAGCGCCCUACCGGCCAGUACGAUCUAAGAUCUCGCACAAGAUUUCAUCUCGAAAGUCUCAGGUCGACUGCUAUGUGCAUGCCGAAAUUCAGCUUCUAUGCCACUAUGUGCUCGAGCAGCCCGCAGAUCGUUGUUUUCCACGGGUAAUGGGUACGUCGAAGCUCUCCUGCUUCCUGUGCUUCCUGUGUAUCAGCUGCUAUGGUGGCUUGGAGCCGCCACUGCCCCAUGGCCAGGUCUUCGAUCAGUGGACAGUGCCCGACCUGGUACAAUUUGACAAGGAAGUUGUAACGAGACUUCGUCAGACCAUCGACCUGAUGAAUGCCACGAUCGUCCGGCUCGCGAAGAAGAAAUAUGUUCCUAGAGCAUUCCCUCUGACAAGUCGCGUACACAUUGAUGAGGUACCAGUGUCCUCCAUCGAAGGGUCGCACUCACGUUCAUCGAGCACGACCAAGAUGAGUGAGAGCUUGCGUGCGACACAUGUAAGAAGUUCGACUGGCGGUGCUGAUAGCGAGGUCCCAGAUCGCGUGACGACCGAGUCGAGGGCGGGUAGCUCUCCGGCACAUUCGGUUGGCGGAACAAGCAACAGCUGUUCAAAUGGAGAGUACGUGGCAGUAACUGCGGCUGCGCACCACUGGGCCCUUUCUCAAGCUUCCAAUGUCGAGAUACUGGUAGAGGCAGAGCAUCCUUGCAUGGGCCAGGCAAGAUUGGAACACCUUGCGUUGCCGGACGGCAAACUAGAGGCUGUUGCGAGCAUCGUCGUGGAUGAGCUCCUGCCCGGAAAAGACUAUGUGUUCUUGAGAAACAUCGACCAGCCCGAGAUGGUACUCGAUUUCAAGUUGCCUGAAUGGUCCGGAUUGCAUCGACUCAAAUUGAGAUGGGGAGAAACCCGAUUAGAAGAUACAUGA